AUGACCAGCCUGUUCAGGCGCAGCAGCAGUAAUGGAGGCUCCAGGGGAGGUGGAGGAGGAGGAGGGGGAGGCGGCGGUGGUUCUACCCCAGGAGAGCUUAACAACAGCCGGCCUAACCGACAGGUCCGGCGCCUGGAGUUCAACCAGGCCAUGGAGGACUUCAAGAUCAUGUUCCCCACCAUGGAUUACGAGGUCAUCGAGUGUGUCCUGCGUUCCAACAACGGGGCGGUGGACGCCACCAUCGACCAGCUCCUCCAGAUGAGUAUCGAUGGAGAGGGAUCAGAUGACAGCUCUGACUCCGAUGACAGCAUCCCACCAGAGGUCAGUCAGUGCAGGGUCGCUUUCUCCCUUUGCUUGAAAAAAGAAAUAAAAAUGGCAAUGGUACUGUUUGUCCAUCUUGAGACGCCGUAGUGAAGAUCCUUGCCAGCUGGUCGAGUACGCAUCCUGGUAUUCCGUCUGGAACCGUGGCCUUGUCAAUGUUAACCUGUUUAAAGGUCUUCCUCACAUCGGCUAUAUCUUAAAGAAUAUAAAUUGGGCAACAUAGAUCUUGAUCCAAGAAAGGGAUGGAUUUUUUUUUCUGCUGUAACCAAGAAGCUUGAUCUUGCCGUCUAGGCCACUUAGCUAGCAAGUUAGCAAACCAAAUGCAAAGCUGUAGUCCUGAGCUAGAUGUAAUUUAUUUGGCACAUCUAAGAUAGUUAACCUAUAGUUAGUUAUAAGCAGUAGCGUAGUACGCGCUGACGGUAUGUCUAAAUACCCCGGUAUACAGUAUAUUGUCGAAGCUUAGCUCAAAAUGAUUUUUAUUUAGGAAAUACACUACCGGCCAAUAGUGAAGAAUAAUAGUGAAGAUAUCAAAACUAUGAAAUAACAUAUGGAAUCAUGUAGUAACCAAAAAAGUGUUAAACAAAUCAAAAUAUGUUAUAUUUGAGAUUCUUCAAAUAUCCACCCUUUGCCUUGAUGACAGCUUUGCACACUCCUGGCAUUCUCUCAACCAGCUUCAUGAGGUAGUCACCUGGAAUGCAUUUCAAUUAACAGGUGUGCCGUCUUAAAAGUUAAUUUGUGGAAUUUCUUUCCUUCUUAAUGCGUUUGAGCCAAUCAGUUGUGUUGUGACAAGGUAGGGUGGGUAUACAGAAGAUAGCCCUAUUUGGUAAAAGACCAAGUCCAUAUUAUGGCAAGAACAGCUCAAAUAAGCAAAGAGAAACGACAGCCAUCAUUACUUUAAGACAUAAAGGUCAGUCAAUACGGACAUUUCAAGAAGUUUCUUCAAGUGCAGUCGCAAAACCAAUCAACAUCAACUGUUCAGAGGAGACUGUGUGAAUCAGGCCUUCAUGGUCGAAUUGUUGCAAAGAAACCACUACUAAAGGACACCAAUAAGAAGAAGAGACUUGCUUGGGCCAAGAAACAUGAGCAAUGGACAUUAGACCGGUGGAAAUGUGUCCUUUGGUCUGGAGUCCAAAUUUGAGAUUUUUGGUUCCAACCGCCGUGUCUUUGUGAGGCGUGGUGUGGGUGAACGGAUGAUCUCCGCAUUUUGUAUUUCCCACCGUAAAGCAUGGAGGUGUUAUGGUGUGGGGGUGCUUUGCUGGUGACACUGUCUGUGAUUUAUUUAGAAUUAAAGGGACACUUAACCAGCAUGGCUACCACAGCAUUCUGCAGCGAUAUCCCAUCUGGUUUGGGCUUAGUGGGACGAUCAUUUGUUUUUCAACAGGAUAAUGACCCAACACACCUCCAGGCUGUGUAAGGGCUAUUCUACCAAGAAGGAGAGUGAUGGAGUGCUGCAUCAGAUGACCUGGCCUCCACAAUCCCCCGACCUCAACCCAAUUGAGAUGGUUUGCAGAGUAAAGGAAAAGCAGCCAAUAAGUGCUCAGCAUAUGUGGGAACUCCUUCAAGACUGUUGGAAAAGCAUUCCAGGCGAAGCCGUCAUCAAGGCAAAGGGUGGCUAUUUGAAGAAUCUCAAAUAUAAAAUACAUUUAGAUUUUUUUAACACCUUUUUUUGUUACUACAUGAUUCCAUUUGUGUUAAUUCAGAGUUUUGAUGUCUUCACUAUUAUUCUACAAUGUAGAAAAUAGUAUAAAUAAAUUAAAACCCUUGAAUGAGUAGCUGUUCUAAAACCUUUGACCUGUAGUUUAUGUUCCCAAGUAUUCCCACGCAUAAAUAGAGAGGCAUAUCCCAAAUGUAAUCAAGUUUUGAAAUGAUUCAGUUUUUGUCAAAAACUGAGAUGGAUUCUUGCGGUCAAUUUGCAGUGUACAAAUUAUUUAUAACUAUGAUCUGGCUCCCCGACCAUCCGCUCAAGGAAUAAUUGGCCCACGGCUGAAUGUAAUUGGGGACCCCUGCGCCACAUCCUCUGCUGGCCUACUGGCCUCUCUCCCUUCUGUUCUUGUUGUAGUCUAGGUAUUAAUCAAUAAUAAAUCAUGCAUUGUGUACCACUACCACACAUCAAAAAUAAAGGAACUGCAACUCAUCUUGUCUCACUAGAAUAUAAACAGUAAAGGCAGCCGUAAUGCCUGAAAGUAGUGCUGUUUGUGUGCUCCAGUUAUCUUAUCAGAGACUAACCCAACCAGUUCCUCUCUUAAAACUGAAAUGAUUUAUCUUACUGACAUGACUGAUUUUAAAUGGGUAAAUGUGUAUUAAUGUUAUUGAUUAGGAACAUACUCUGUCUUGGUCUCCUCCAUUCCCUGGGCCAGAUUCUGGAGCGGACAUUAGAACCGGACAGUUCCGACGAGGAACCGCCUCCCGUCUACUCACCGCCCACUUAUGACAUGCACAUCUACGACAGGAAGUACCCAGAGGCCCCGCCCACUCCUCCACCAAGGUAAAUUGUCAUAUUAUCAGAGGAGGCUGGUAGGAAGAGCUAUAGGAGGACAGGCUCAUUGUAAUGGCUGGAAUGGAAAGAAUUGAGUCAAACACGUUGUAACUUGUUUCCAUGUGUUUGUGUUUGGUACCAUUCCAUUCCAGCUAAUACAAUGAGCCUGUCCUCUUAUAUCUCCUCCUCUGUACUAUACUGUACAGUUCAACAGAUCUACACAAUGCCCGGAGAAGAGUUUAACCUAUUAGUCGUCUGUCUAUGGUAAUCCUUUAAUCCUGUAUAGAAUAUGUGCAUCUCGAACAUGAACACUGAUUACUUUAUGAAAGGGAGGAAGGAAGGAUGCAUGUUUUUAAAAACCCAACAGGACCUUUUGUUCACAUGCAGUCCCCUAGCCUGUACUCUUUAAAGCCCAGAGGAACAGAGGAAGUGGUCCUAUGGGGCCCUGGGAUUUACAUGCUCUGAAUUAGGAGCUGGGAUCUGUGGAUAUCACAGCUGACCACAUGCUCUUAUUGUUAGUCAUGGCUCCACCUGGUGGCCGUUUUAAGAACUGCAAUGCUGUCGCCAGCUGGUGUGUUUGUGUAAUUGGUGCCUGUGUAUCACUGGACUAGUUAAUAACAAACCUCCAUGUAAUUGAAUUUGCUUCAAGCCCAAGUGUCCAUGAUUUUUUUUAUUCAAGACCAUGUCCACAUUUCUUCUGCUUCACACCACCAGCUGAGAGAUUCACAAUUAUUGGCUUCUUGGACUGUACAAAGUAAUGUAUUAAAUGUGGUGAUUGCUGCUCAAAGGUGAUUUUAUUUAUUGUAAAGACAAACAGACAUUCAUUAUUUGUGUUUUCAUGCAUUGCUUACUUUUCACAGCACCAGUACACAAUGUAUGAUGUGUGCAUUUAGUUUUAUUCUAGUAUGACAUGGCAUAUGCAUCUAUAAUCAUAUUUAAUAAUAAUAAUAUUAUUAUUAUUAUUUAGUUUUAUUCUAGUAUGACAUGGCAUAUGCAUCUAUCUAGUCUGACCCUAACCUUUUGACCCUUGUCUGACUUAGGUUCGAGGCUCAGCCACCUCCAGGUCACCGGCAGGUCCGCAGCUACAGGAACUGGAAUCCGCCGUUGCUUGGCAACCUGCCAGAUGAUUUCCUGCGGAUCUUGCCACAGCAACUGGACAGUAUACAGGUACACAGUGGAUGUGAAGAAAACCACACACACACAAAAAAACAUUAGCAGUAUGACAUCAUCAUGAACAGCUGCUUACAGAAAUCAAUAGCAACUAAAUUCAACGUCUCUUUCUCCUCUCCUCCUCACAGAGCAGUCUGUCCCAGCCUGUUUCUUCCUCCUCCUCUUUGUCCUCCAUCGCCCAGCGGACGGCCCAGGGAGGUGUCUCCAGGCCAGGGGCUGGUGGAGCCCUAGGGACCCCUGGAGGGCCAGGCGGUGCCGGGGGUGCGGAGGGGGAAGGCACGGAGCAGGAGCGUAAACUGAAACAGUACCUGGAUGAUGAGCGCAUUGCCCUGUUCCUCCAGAACGAGGAGUUCAUGAGGGAGCUGCAGCGCAACCGCGAGUUUCUCGUCGCCCUGGAGAGAGGUGUGUGUCAUGCACAGAUAGGCAUACAUGGUCACCUCCAUGAUAUACUUUUAACACACUGAAUACAUGUUCAGGACACAGUAGGCUAGUACAGUAGUCACGUUUAUGCUUUCUACGGAGCAAGUCAGCCACUGUUGAAAAUGCUCCUCUCUCUUUCAUGCUAUGUUAGUUGCAACGUCCCUUGUGUAGUAUCUCAUGAUGCUUCAUCCUACAAUAGUAAACAUUUGGGAACCAUGUGCCACUUUCAUAAAGGUUUCUUAACAAUAGUGCACAUUAGAUGCUGCUGUUUGUCACAUAUUGCAUCAUAACAUCCAGCUCUCUCUGUUUUAGAUCGCUUGAAGUAUGAAUCAAAGAAAUCCAAGUCCAAUCAUUCAUCUGCUUACAUGGAGAAUUCCACAGCAGGUAGAUAUCAUUCAUAAGCUUCAACAGUAAAGGUGGGUGUGCAUGUGUUUGCGCAUGUGUGUGUGCAUUCUUAUUCAAACACACAAUAGGCCUACUCAUUUCAAUGACUUGGGGUUGUUUUGAUAACAUCACUGUAACAUGUCCCAUAUCUAGCCACCGAUCUUUAUCGCUUGCUACCACUGGGUAUGGCGAAAGCUUCUCCAAGUAGUUGUUGACACGAUAAAUAGCUUUCUCUGGACUGAUUCAUUUAGUAUUUUAUUAGGAUCCCCAAUUAGCCGCUGCCAGAAAACAAAACACAACAAAUAAUAUACAUAACACUACAUAAUACAAAAUAUACAGUGGGGAGAACAAGUAUUUGAUACACUGCCGAUUUUGCAGGUUUUCCUACUUACAAAGCAUGUAGGUACACUUCAACUGUGAGAGACAGAAUCUAAAACAAAAAUCCAGAAAAUCACAUUGUAUGAUUUUUAAGUAAUUAAUUUGCAUUUUAUUGCACGACAUAAGUAUUUGAUCACCUACCAACCAGUAAGAAUUCCGGCUCUCACAGACCUGUUAGUUUUUCUUUAAGAAGCCCUCCUGUUCUCCACUCAUUACCUGUAUUAACUGCACCUGUUUGAACUCGUUACCUGUAUAAAAGACACCUGUCCACACACUCAAUCAAACAGACUCCAACCUCUCCACAAUGGCCAAGAACAGAGAGCUGUGUAAGGACAUCAGGGAUAAAAUUGUAGACCUGCACUGGGAUGGGCUACAGGACAAUAGGCAAGCAGCUUGGAGAGAAGGCAACAACUGUUGGCACAAUUAUUAGAAAAUGGAAGAAGUUCAAGAUGACGGUCAAUCAACCUCGGUCUGGGGCUCCAUGCAAGAUCUCACCUCGUGGGGCAUCAAUGAUCAUGAGCAAGGUGAGGGAUCAGCCCAGAACUACACGGCAGGACCUGGUCAAUGACCUGAAGAGAGCUGGGACCACAGUCUCAAAGAAAACCAUUAGUAGCACACUACGCCGUCAUGGAUUAAAAUCCUGCAGCGCACGCAAGGUCCCCCUGCUCAAGCCAGCGCAUGUCCAGGCCAGUCUGAAGUUUGCCAAUGACCAUCUGGAUGAUCCAGAGGAGGAAUGGGAGAAGGUAAUGUGGUAUGAUGAGACAAAAAUAGAGCUUUUUGGUCUAAACUCCACUCGCCGUGUUUGGAGGAAGAAGAAGGAUGAGUACAACCCCAAGAACACCAUCCCAACCGUGAAGCAUGGAGGUGGAAACAUCAUUCUUUGGGGAUGCUUUUCUGCAAAGGGGACAGGACGACUGCACUGUAUUGAGGGGAGGAUGGAUGGGGCCAUGAAUCGCGAGAUCUUGGCCAACAACCUCCUUCCCUCAGUAAGAGCAUUGAAGAUGGGUCGUGGCUGGGUCUUCCAGCAUGACAACGACCCGAAACACACAGCCAGGGCAACUAAGGAGUGGCUCCGUGAGAAGCAUCUCAAGGUCCUGGAGUGGCCUAGCCAGUCUCCAGACCUGAACCCAAUAGAAAAUCUUUGGAGGGAGCUGAAAGUCCGUAUUGCCCAGCGACAGCCCCGAAACCUGAAGGAUCUGGAGAAGAUCUGUAUGGAGGAGUGGGCCAAAAUCCCUGCUGCAGUGUGUGCAAACUUGGUCAAGACCUACAGGAAACGUAUGAUCUCUGUAAUUGCAAACAAAGGUUUCUGUACCAAAUAUUAAGUUCUGCUUUUCUGAUGUAUCAAAUACUUAUGUCAUGCAAUAAAAUGCAAAUUAAUUACUUAAAAAUCAUACAAUGUGAUUUUAUAGAUUUUUGUUUUAGAUUCCGUCUCUCACAGUUGAAGUGUACCUAUGAUAAAAAUUACAGACCUCUACAUGCUUUGUAAGUAGGAAAACCUGCAAAAUCGGCAGUGUAUCAAAUACUUGUUCUCCCCACUGUAUAUUUUUUAAAUGUCUGUCUCUUCACAGUCCCCGUCGUUCUGUAAGGUUUUCUUUUAUCUGGUUUUUAAAUAUGGUUUUAUUGCUAGCUUGAUAGCAAUAGAUCCAAGAUAUGGUUUGGGGUUGACUGGGUGAUUUGGCCCAAAAACUAUGCAUUUAGUUUGAGAUAUUGCUAUUCUUGGGCAGCGGAAUGACCUUUGCCUCCCUUCAGUCCUGAGGGCACACACCGUCUUCUAGGCUUAAAUUUAAAAUGUGGCAGACAGGAGCAAACACGUAUUCCUCUAUCAACUUCAGCAAUUUACCAUCCAUGUUGUCGGUACUGGAUGGCUUGUCCUUAUUUAUAGAUGGCAACAAUUUUUUCACCUCUUCCACACCAUCUUUGCGGAACUCAAAACUACAGUGCUUGACUUGCAGUAUUUUGUCCGUUAUGCAUGAAUAUGAGGGCUCAGCGUUUGUUGUUUGCAUGUAAUGCCUACGUUUGCAAAUCUUGUUAACAAAAAAGUUAUUGAAGUGGUUGGCAAUAUCAAAGGGUUUUGUUAUGAACAAGCCAUCUGCCUCAAUGACGGUUGGAGCUGAGUUAGCUUUUUUUGCCUAGAAUUUCAUUUAAGGUACUCCAGAGCAUUUUACUAUCAUUCUUUAUAUCAUUUAUCUUUGUUCCAUAGUAAAAAAAAAAAAGUUUAGUUUAGAUUCCAUAAAGUCUUAAAGUGCCCGGAUAAUUUUUUCUACGAGGACUAUAGUCACCAAUUAAGACUGUACAUGGUGAAAUAAAAAAUGGUUGAAAUAAAUUGUUGGUUCCCUACUCAGGUUCAUUAUCAUUUGCGCAUGUGUGUUCCUGUGUUUGUACAGUAUGUGUGAGCACAUGUUGUUUUGGUGUGUGUGUGCAUAAUAUGUUUAUGUUAGUGUGUUUUACGACUUCUCUCUUUGUUUCAGGAGAGCGCUGUGCAUCAGGGUCGAUAGAGGCUUGUACUGCUGUGUCAGAUGAUGCCAUGUUCAGAGACAAACUCAAACACAUGGGCAAAUGUAAGGCAUCCUCUACCGGCAGGCCACUCAAUACACAUUAUUACCAUCCCCUGUGUCUCUCUAGCAAUGGCCAGUUAACUAACUCAAUCAAGAGAACAGCAUACUUAGGCAAACCCUUUUUACAAUCCUUUGUUCCGGUAAUUUAUUUUGUGAUGAUACUGUUGUCGUCUCUCAUACCUAGCAACAAGAAAGAAGCUGUUUGAAAUCGCCAGAUCAUUCUCUGACAAGACUAAGAGAAGAAAGUUAAAAAGAAGAACGCUCCUGAAGCACCAGUCGUAUCCUUCAUUAACAGUCAAUUCUAAUUUCCCAUCAGAAACAUUGGACAAUGAUGGCUUUUUAUAGAACUCAAUGUUCAAGUAUUCAGACCCCAUGACUUUUUCUCUAUUUUGUUAGGUUACAGCCUUAUUCUAAAAUUGAUUUUUUUCCCUCAUACCCCAUAAAGACAAAGCAAAAGUUGGUUUUUAGAAAUUGUUGCUAAUUUAUAAAAAAUAAACAACUGAAAUAUCACAUUUACGUAAGUAUUUAGACCCUUUACUCAGUACUUUGUUGAAGCACCUUUGGCAGCGAUUACAGCCUCGAGUCUUCUUGGGUAUGACGCUACAAGCUUGACACACCUGUAUUUGGGGAGUUUCUCCCAAUCUUCUCUGCAGAUCCUCUCAAGCUCUGUCAGGUUGGAUGGGGAGCGUCGCUGCCAGCUAUUUUCAGGUCUCUCCAGAGAUGUUCGAUCAGGUUCAAGUCCAGGCUCUGAUUGGGCCACUCAAGGACAUUCAGAGACUUGUCCCGAAGCCACUCCUGCGUUGUCUUGGCUGUGUGCUUAGGGUCGUUGUCCUGUUGGAAGGUGAACCUUCACCCCAGUCUGAGGUCCUGAGCGCUCUGGAACAGGUUUCUAUCAAGGAUCUCUCUGUACUUUGCUCUGUUCAUCUUUGCCUCGAUCCUGACUAGUCUCCCAGUCCCUGCCGCUGAAAAACAUCCCCAAAACAAGAUGCUGCCACCACCAUGCUUCACCGUAGGGAUGGUGGCAGGUUUCCUCCAGACGUGACACUUGGCAUUCAGGCCAAAGAGUUCGAUCUUGGUUUCAUCAGACCAGAGAAUCUUGUUUCUCAUGGUCUGAGAGUCUUUAGGUGCCUUUUGGCAAAACUCCAAGUGGGCUGUCGUGUGCUUUUUACUGAGGAGUGGCUUCCGUCUGGCCACUCUACCAUAAAGCCCUAAUUAGUGGAGUGCUGCAUGGAUGGUUGUCCUUCUGGAAAGUUCUCCCAUCUCCACAGAGGAACUCUAGAGCUCUGUCAGAGUGACCAUCGGGUUCUUGGUCACCUCCCUGAUCAAGGCCCUUCUCCCCCGAUUGCUGUUUGGCCGGGAGGCCAGCUCUAGGAAGAGUCUUGGUGGUUCCAAACUUCUUGCAUUUAAGAAUGAUUGAGGCCACUGUGUUCUUGGGGACCUUCAAUACUGCAGAAAUGUUUUGGUACCCUUCCCCAGAUCUGUGCCUCAACACAAUCCUGUCUCAGAGCUCUACGGACAAUUCCUUCGACCUCAUGGCUUGGUUUUUGCUCUGACAUGCAAUGUCAACUGUGGGACCUUAUAUAGACAGGUGUGUGCCUUUCCAAAUCAUGUCCAAUCAAUUGAAUUUACCAUAGGUCGACUCCAAUCAAGUUGUAGAAACAUCUCAAGGAUGAUCAAUGGAAACAGGAUGCACCUGAGCUUAAUUUCGAGUCUCAUAGCAAAGGGUCUGAAUACUUAUGUAAAUAAGGUAUUUCUGUUUGUUUUUUAUUUUUAUCAAUUGGCCCUGCCAGAGCCCGGACUUGAACCCGAUCAAACAUCUCUGGAGAGACCUGAAAAUAGCUGUGCAGCAGAGAAGAAUGGGAGAAACUCCCCAAAUACAGGUGUGUCAAGCUUGUAGCGUCAUACCCAAGAAGACUCGAGGCUGUAAUCGCUGCCAAAGGUGCUUCAACAAAGUACUGAGUAAAGGGUCUGAAUACUUAUGUAAAUGUGUUAUUUCCGUUUUGUAUUUUUUAUACAUUUGCAAAAAUUUCUAAAAACCAGUUUUUGCUUUGUCAUUAUGGGGUAUUGUGUGUAGAUUGAUGAGGGGGGUGGACAAUUUAAUCAAUUUCAGAAUAAGGCUGUAACGUAACAAGAUGUGGAAAAAGUCAAGAGGUCUGAAUACUUUCUGAAUGCACUGUAUGUAUCAAUAUCCAGUUCUUUAGGUUUUUCCCUUGACCAUAGCCCCUCUAAGACUGGGCACAGCCAACUCCACAGCCAACCUCCUGGAGGAUGUGGAGGGAAGCCCAGAAGAUGGCCAGCCCAGAAGAUCAGACACUCAGGAAGACAAUGUGCCACACAAGGAGCCGUUGUCAUGGUGAAAACCUGUGUUCUUCCCUGUUGGGAAUUGUAUGGCUUUACUCUGUGUAACUACUAUAACUGCUCUAAUCAACCAUUAUUAGGGGGAGGGGGGUUGUUGAAAUCAGGGGCGUCACUUUGGUUUUAGAAGUGGGGGGGGACAUAAUAUAUAUAUAUAUAUUUUUUUAUCCAGUCGGAUAAACACUCCAAACAGCCUACCUGACCGCUUGGAGGCAUCCGCAUGUUCCUAAAGCACACCGUUGCCUUGUUUUGUAUCAUAUUUCAAUGAUAAAACUGGGGGAGACAAAAAUGCAAUUUCAGAAUGUGGAAAUUUCGCCAUUGAAUGUAGGGCCCCCUGGUUGAAAUAAAUCCUUUGUUUAUAAUAAUAAUAAUAAUAUGCCAUUUUACAGACGCUUUUAUCCAAAGCGACUUACAGUCAUGCGUGCAUAAUUUUUUUGUGUAUGCGUGGUCCCAGGGAUCGAACCCACUACCCUGGCGUUACAAGCGCCAUGCUCUACCAGCUGAGCUAUAGAUGGGCGUUUUGACUGUAAUCUGACAAACAUGUCACCUCCAUUUCAGAUCCUCCAAGGCUGCACCACAUCAGUGUUUCCAUGGUGACAGCAGAAUGACCCAUGGCUGGUGGCCAAGUAAUACUUUGGCUCCUCCCUCCCCUAACACAGACCAGCCAAUCCCAGGCCCAGAAUGACCUGGGACCACCCCCUCGCCCAGGAGGAGAAGAAGCAGACUGCUAUCCACACACCACCUCUCCUUAACUCUGACUGUUCAUAACCGCAUUGGAUUACCAUUAUAAUCUCUGUAUCAUAACUCUUAGUUAAUAUAUGAUUUCAUAUGUAAAGGGCAGAUGCAUUAGUCUUUUGACUGUUCUGUAUUUUUUUGUAUCAGCUCCCUUUAAUCCCCAUUGCUGAAGGCAUGGCAGCCUUGGUGAUGAUGAUCUUACCAAAUGGACUCAUCUAGUGUUACCAGUCGAAUCUCUCUUAUAUGGCUGGGAUAGGUCACUCCAGAGCCAAAGUGUGCACAAGCACCUCUGAAAUGUCCCAUAAUAAACCAUGUUCACUCCCAUUACCCAUUUGUUGCUAUGCCCAUUUGGUCACAGUUUUAAACAGACAGUAACCAGUGAUGAUGUUGCACGUUUUUAAACAACACCUCAAGUAGAAUCACAGCUCAAUCCAAGUU
Molecule: messenger RNA, 11232 nt
Organism: Coregonus sp. 'balchen'
Lineage: Eukaryota; Metazoa; Chordata; Actinopteri; Salmoniformes; Salmonidae
Source: the annotation of a GenBank genome assembly